Messenger RNA from Heterobasidion irregulare TC 32-1, 1542 nucleotides. RefSeq lists its product as uncharacterized. The coding region runs from base 26 to 1375 and encodes 449 amino acids. Gene Ontology annotation, biological process: tRNA methylation. Gene Ontology annotation, cellular component: nucleus; tRNA (m1A) methyltransferase complex. Lineage: Eukaryota; Fungi; Basidiomycota; Agaricomycetes; Russulales; Bondarzewiaceae. The record is from RefSeq and is a predicted model, not a curated record. The transcript has 10 exons.
AUCGCCAUUCAACAAACCCCACAAAAUGAAGCAUGAAAAGAAGGCUAGUUUCGCUAUUCGAUCAGGAGAUAAUAUUCUUCUGCGACUGCCAACUGGCGAGAUCAGGAGCGUCAAACUAGACAAAGACUCGACGAUAAAUCUAGGAAAAUUUGGGUCAUUCUACGCGAAUGCUCUCAUCGACCAGCCUUACGGCUUAUCGCAUGAAAUCGUUGACAAACAGCUUAGAGUACUGCUGCCUCGGACUAUGAGUGAAAUCGAGGACACGGAAGCCACCAACGAGCUCAUAAAUGACGGACAAUUCGUCCAGCCAUUGACAGGCAUCGAGAUUGAGGCUUUGAAACAAUCAGGCGUGCAUGCUUCCGACAUCAUCAACAAGCAGAUAGAAAUGCACGCAAAUUACUCUUUGAAGACAGAGUAUAGCAAAGACAAGUACAAGAAGCGUAAGGAGGCAAAAUUUUCAAGAUCAUUCAUCACCAUCGAACCUACCCUCUUCAACGUUUGUGAAUAUUGGUACAAUAAAGACCAUAGCCGUAUUCGCGAUAUCCGCGUGGACACGCUCUCUCAAAUAGUGAACAUGGCAAAUAUUCGACCCGGAGGUCGAUAUCUGGCAGUAGACGAUGCUUCUGGGAUGGUCGUCUCAGCAAUAUUGGAGCGUCUAGGCGGAAAUGGUCGGUUGAUCACCGUCUGUGAUGUCGACUCUCCACCAGCGUAUCCGGUCAUGGCCCAAAUGAACUUUCCCAAAGAACAUGUAUCAUCAACUCUGUCGUCACUAAACUGGGUGACGGCAGAGAAAGAAUAUGUACCUGUCAUGGCUCCUGUCGAGCCUACGGACAGUCAAUAUAGGUCAGAAAAGCACAAAACGCGCCUCAGCAAACGGAAGGCUCUUUCGGACACGCUAUCGAGCACUCGGGAAGAGUUGUUCUCUGGGGGAUUUGAAGGACUUGUCGUUGCUAGCGAGUACGAUCCGUUCUCUAUAAUUGAAAGGCUAGUCCUGUAUCUUGGUGGUUCUGCGUCUUUGGUAGUAUACAGUCCACAUCUUCAGAUACUGUCUGAUUUGCAGAACAAACUGCGAGAAAAUCCCCAGUACCUUGCACCCAGCGUAACGGAAAGCUGGCUUCGUCGCUAUCAGGUGCUACCAGGACGAACACACCCAACAAUGAGUACAACUGGGUCAGGAGGAUACCUUUUACAUGCGAUAAAAGUAUACGAUGAUCCUGCUGCAAUGCCCGUAGAGAUGCAUCGUCGUCCAAAAGUGAGGAAAACAGGCCCAUCACCCGCGUCUGAAGGCGAAGUCGGGCCAAAUGCGACGUCAGCAGAUCUUGAGGGGGAAGGACCAUCGAGUAGCGGGGAAGUCAAUGAACCACAUAAGGAGUAAUAGGUAUGAUCAUGGUAGGUACUCAAAUGUUCAAUUGUACCAGGUACGUUGGUCAGUUUGGUCUGGCCAAAAAGCACAGACGUCAUCGCAGGCGGCGUUACAAGUACUGGUCUGUGCCCCACAUGAGUGCAAUUGCUUUAGAGGGUACACUCGAAAUUCCCUUCCGU